AUGUGGCUGUACCUGGCGGCGGUGCUGGCGGGGCUGUACCUGCUGCGGCGUUGGCACCGGGAGCGGCAGACGGUACCGGGGCUCUCGGAGAAGUACGUGCUGAUCACGGGCUGCGACAGCGGUUUCGGGAACCUGUUGGCGCGGCAGCUGGAGGCGCGGGGCCUGCGGGUGCUGGCCGCCUGCCUGACCCCCACCGGGGCCGCCCAACUGCGGGCGGCCUCCUCGCCGCGCCUGCAGACCCUCCUGCUGGAUGUCACCUCCAGCCAGAGCAUCGCCGCCGCCGCCGCCUGGGUCCGGGAGCGUGUGGGCGACCGAGGGCUCUGGGGGUUGGUGAACAACGCAGGGACCGCUGUCCCCACCGCCCCCAACGAGUGGUUGACCAAGGAUGACUUUGUGAAAGUGCUGGACGUCAACCUGGUGGGCCUCAUCGAGGUGACGCUGAGCCUCCUGCCCCUGCUGCGGCAGGCGCGGGGCCGGGUGGUCAACGUGGCCAGCGUGAUGGGCCGGCUCGCCUCCUUCGGGGGAGGCUACUGCGUCUCCAAAUUCGGCGUGGAGGCCUUCUCCGACACCCUCAGGCGUGAGAUGCGACCCUUUGGGGUGCAGGUCUCCAUCAUCGAACCCGGUGGCUUCAGGACGGGGAUGACCGACCCCACGACGGUGGCGAAGGGUUUCAAGCGCCUCUGGGAGCGGCUCCCGGCGGAGACGCAGGCGGCCUACGGCCACCACUACCUGGAGACCUACAUCAAGAGCACCGUCCUGCUGCACCGCCUGAGCAGCCCCCGCCUCUCCCGAGUCACCGGCACCGUGGAGCACGCGCUGCUCACCCGCUGCCCCCGCAGCCGCUACGCAGCCGGUUGGGACGCCCGGUUCCUCCUCGUGCCCCUCAGCUACUGCCCGGCCUGGCUCACCGAUGCCUUCAUCGGCCUCUUCCUCCCUGUCCCUGCUGGGGGGACGCCUGUGCGUCCCUAA
This is a messenger RNA of Calidris pugnax (ruff), 969 nucleotides long. RefSeq names its product retinol dehydrogenase 16-like. Gene Ontology annotation, molecular function: oxidoreductase activity. The coding region runs from base 1 to 969 and encodes 322 amino acids. The transcript is spliced from 4 exons. The record is from RefSeq and is a predicted model, not a curated record. Lineage: Eukaryota; Metazoa; Chordata; Aves; Charadriiformes; Scolopacidae.